AUGGCAGAGGCGUUCUCAGUCCAGGACCGUGAGGCCCCAGCCAGCGGACUCUGGCCGCCAGCAACACGCGGAGAGUGCGUUCUUGGAAAUUUUACUUUUAACAAUGGCGAAACGCUCCCGGAGCUGCGGCUACAUUACCAAACCCUCGGCACCUUGAGGACCUCGGAAGAUGGGAAGGCCACCAACGCCGUGCUCAUCAUGCACGGAACCGGCGGCUCCGGCGACCAGUUCCUCAACGCACAGUUCGCUGGGCAGCUCUUCAAUCCCGGCCAACUGCUGGACGCACAGAGGUACUUUAUCAUCCUCCGCGACGGCAUCGGCCACGGCCGGUCAAGCAAGCCCAGCACCAGCGGCCUGAGGGGCCGUUUCCCACGGUAUCGCUACGGGGACAUGGUCCGGGCCGACCACCGCCUGCUGACGGAGCACCUAGGGGUCGGGCACCUGCGGCUGGUGAUGGGCACCUCGAUGGGUGGGAUGCAAAGCUGGCUGUGGGGCGAGGCGCACCCGGGCUUCAUGGACGCGCUGAUGCCGCUCGCGUCAUUACCGGUGCAGAUCUCCGGUCGGAAUCGCAUGUGGCGUAAGAUGGCCAUGGAUGCCAUCAGGGCUGACCCCGGGUGGAACGAAGGGGACUAUGCUCUUGACCAGCAGCCGCGGGCGGGAUUGACCACCGCAUUGGAUAUCCUCACGCUCAUGUCGUCGAGCCCGCUUCAGUAUCAAGCGGAGGCGCCCACGAGGGACGCGGCAGACUCGUUCUUGGAGGGCAAAAUUCAGAACGGGCUCGAGUCGACGGAUGCAAAUGACCUGCUCUUUGCGCUGGAUGCUUCAUUCGAUUACGACCCUCGACUUGACUUGCACACGAUCACGGCGCCGCUGAUUGCGGUGAACACGGCCGAUGAUCAGAUCAACCCGCCUGAGCUGGGAAUUCUGGAAAGGGAAACGAGGAGUGGUCUCAAGAAGGGAGUCGGCAAGGUUGUUGUGUUGCCCAUCACCGAGGAAACGAGAGGGCACGGCUCGCAUACCGUGGCCAAACUAUGGAAGCAUCUUCUUGAAGAGCUUUUGCUUAUGACCGAAAAAAGCUGA
Molecule: messenger RNA, 1080 nt
Organism: Diaporthe batatas
Lineage: Eukaryota; Fungi; Ascomycota; Sordariomycetes; Diaporthales; Diaporthaceae
Exons: 1
Coding region: 1-1080 (359 amino acids)
Biological process (GO): L-homoserine metabolic process
Molecular function (GO): homoserine O-acetyltransferase activity
Source: RefSeq, a predicted model, not a curated record